GUGCGGAUCGGCGCCAUGUUCGCCGUGAAGCGGAACGCCGUCAUCGGCUUCAACCUCUACUGCGGCGGCGGCGGCCCGGCCCUGGCGCCCGCCUCGCCGGGGGGGGGGCCGGCCCCACCGCCGCCCACCGCAGCCGCCGCCGCUGAGGUACCCGGGACCCUGAUUGGCUCCGUGGGGGCCUGGGCCGCCGCCGGUCGCCCUGAGCACCCCCGCGCGCUGGUUGGCUGCGGCGCGGCCCCCCGCGCGGCGCUGCCCCCCGCGGCGCGGCCGGGCGCGCUGUGGAGCCCCGAGGAGGAGCUGGACGGCUGCGAGCCGGAGGCCGAGCGCGGCCCGGCGGGGGACUCGCUGCCCGGCACGCCGCCCGGGCCGCCGGAGCCGCCCGAUGGGCUGCGGCAGGACUCGCUGGAGCUCAUCAGCCGCUACCUGCGGGAGGCGGCGGGCGAGGCGGAGCCCGCCGUGAAGAAGCUUUUGCCGGGGCUCCUGGGCGGGCCCGGCCGGCCUGGCGGAUCGGGUGAUGCCGUGAUGGAGAAGGCGCUGGAGACGCUGCGGAGGGUGGGCGACGGCGUCAUGCAGAAACACGAGCUGGCCUUCCAGGGAAUGCUUCGGAAACUGGAAAUCCAGAAAGAGGAAGAUCUGCAGUCGGUGUGUGAAGUGGCUGCCCAUGUGUUCAGUGAUGGAGUAACAAACUGGGGUCGAGUGGUGACGCUCAUCUCGUUUGGUGCCUUUGUUGCAAAACACCUGAAAAGCAUAAACCAGGAGAGGUGCAUCAGCUCGCUGGCAGGGAUCAUCACAGAUGCGCUUGUCUCAUCUAAGCGUGAGUGGCUAAUGAGCCAGGGAGGCUGGGAGGGCUUUGUUGACUUCUUUCGAGUUGAGGACCUAGAAGGCAGCAUCAGAAAUGUACUGAUGGCGUUUGCAGGUGUGGCUGGACUAGGAGCAAGCUUGGCCUACAUGAUCCGGUGAGCCAGGGUAUGCUGCAGAGGGACAAAACUCUGGGUGGACUGGCUCUGUUUGGGGCUGGCAAGCUGAUCACUUCCUACUGUGAGUGCUUAUGAAGCUGGACUUGAGUGACCGAAGGAAAAUAUCUAGGCAUCCCCUGAGCAAUCCUUUCUGAAGAAGGAAGGUGUGAUCUGGUCAGAUUGCAGGUACCGAUGAGGAUUUAUUGCUUUGGGAACAGAAAGUGGAAGAAUUGAUAUUCUACUUCCUUCAAGAGGAUGAUGACAGAAAGCUGAAGUGGACUGCUUCAGUUUUAUCCUGGAGGGAACCGAUCUGCUUAGCAGCAAGCCAGUGAGCACCAGCAGCUCUUGUCUGGACUGAAGCCUCCUGGGCUUGGCACGGCAGCUGUGUGUGGAGCAGAUGUUUCAGGGUUGUGGGUUUCUGGAAAUAGCAUCUUCUGCUGAUGGUGUUCUGCCCGAACUUGCGGCUUUUCUGUUGGAGCAGAAACAUUGAAUGCUGGGUGUUGUGUGAGCCUGUGCCUACACCCAGGUGUGCUGGCAAGGGAGCCUUUGGUUGCUGCUGGCUCUGCACGCAUCUGCCCUCUGGAAUUGGUAGAGCUGUGCCAGCAGCCAAGACGUGCGACCUGCUGCCAGAACAUGGGGUGCUGGAGCCCUCCUUAGCCCCUUCCCUCUCAGCAGAGCUUCAGCCAGGUCACUGAGCAGGCAGAGGGGUGGGUGGGUGGGGUGGGGGGGAUGGGUGAGGUGGGGCUUGAGGUGGUAACCACAGCCAGCUGCAGCUUGGCUGCAUUGGCCUGUCUGGCUGAUCUCUGCUACAUUGAUGUGACUCACCACACACAGGCAGUUUAAAAAUAGGGAGUGCAUUUGUAAGUAUGUAAAACCCCACAUGGGGUGGGGAGGCUAUAGAGAACCUGUAAAUAUCUAUAAAUCUGUAGAAUAUGUACAUUUUUACAGAGCUAAUGAUACAAAAAGGAGGAAUUUUGAAUGUGGUAGAACUGCUUAUGGGUGCAUUGCACUUCAUUCCUCAUGUGAAGUAGUAUUUUUGUGGUGAAGCCUUUUCCUGCCUUGACUCCAAUUGAGCCUUUCUCUGAUGUACUUGAGCAACAUUGCAAGUGAGCAUAACGAGGAUUAGUGGCCUGGUGGACUCUCAUUGUGCCCAUGGCUUGCUGGCAACAGUUGAUGUUUCUGUUUAUUUUAAUCUUUUUGGUUAUUCUAGCCCUUCUAGUGGGUGGGGAGCUGUGGAAGUUGGUAUCGGUCACUUCCCUGUCUUCCCUUCAUUUUGAUCCUCUAAGCCAUGAGUGGAACGAAGCUGAUGUUUGAAUGUAAAUGUUCUGGAGCAGAAUAAAACUCGUUGGCUCGGA
Messenger RNA from Aquila chrysaetos chrysaetos, 2311 nucleotides. It is a transcript of the gene MCL1, whose product is annotated as MCL1 apoptosis regulator, BCL2 family member. The record is from RefSeq and is a predicted model, not a curated record. NCBI's taxonomy places the organism in Eukaryota, Metazoa, Chordata, Aves, Accipitriformes, Accipitridae. Gene Ontology annotation, biological process: release of cytochrome c from mitochondria; intrinsic apoptotic signaling pathway in response to DNA damage; positive regulation of apoptotic process. Gene Ontology annotation, cellular component: mitochondrial outer membrane. Gene Ontology annotation, molecular function: protein heterodimerization activity; channel activity; protein homodimerization activity.